AUGCAUCUCCUACCAGAGCCAGCCGUUGCCCAGAUCUUAAGACAGCUAACUCAGGAACAAUGUCACGAGUUCCUAGCCACUCUAGACGAAACUCUUGCCACUGUAUCCGCACAGUCAACUGCCCUGGAGUCCGAGCGACUGGUGCACCAGCCCCUCCGCACCGCCAUCACCACCAAAGAUGAGAACCUAUCCCUCUUCAUGCCCGUCUCGAACACCGCCAGCACUAGCGUCAAAGUCGUAACGGCGUCCAAAACCCAUGGCAUCAUCGGCGUUAUUAACAUUUUCUCGCCGGAGGGGAAACUGCUAGGCCUUCUCAGUGCCGCAGAGAUCACUGCUUUCCGCACCGCCCUCGCCAUCAUGUCAUUGUUCGUCCGCUGCGCAUCCCUACGGAAGGAGAAUAUCGUUAUCUUCGGCUCCGGGCGACAAGCAGAAUGGCAUGCUCGACUUGCCCUCCUGCUGGUUCCUGGCCAGAUCCGGAAGAUCACCUUCGUCAACCGAGGUCGCAAGCGACUGAACGAGCUACAGAGGGACGUAAUUGACGAUUUAAGACGAUCCCAUCCCGACGUUACGAUGGUUACUUUGGCCAAGGAGGACACGGAAGACUACGAGGAGCAACUCCGAUCCGAACUCCGCUCGUGCGAGGUCAUCUUCAGCUGCACGCCGUCGACGGAGCCUAACUUUCCCUAUGCUUAUCUCCAGCCGUUCAAGGCGAGGUUCAUCUCCCUAAUUGGGUCGUAUCGACCUUAUAUGCGGGAGAUUGAUUCCGAAACCCUGCUUUCUGGGGGCGAUAAGAUCUAUGUGGACUCGAGGGAGGCUUGCUUGGAGGAAUCCGGGGAACUUAUCCGGGCGCAGGUCAAGGAAGACCAGUUGAUUGAGCUUGGGGAGUUAUAUCAGACGCUUGGGAAGUCCGAGCCGAUCAAGGUGCCGGAGGGGUGUAACGUGGUGUUGAAGUGUGUAGGGAUGGGGAUUAUGGAUUUGGUGACUGGAAAGAAGUUGUUGGAGAUGGGGAAGGAAAAAGGCAUUGGUAUGGAGGUUGAUGGAUUCUAG
Messenger RNA from Aspergillus ochraceoroseus IBT 24754, 1047 nucleotides. Its product is annotated as putative proline utilization protein PrnX. Lineage: Eukaryota; Fungi; Ascomycota; Eurotiomycetes; Eurotiales; Aspergillaceae. Bases 1 to 1047 code for a protein of 348 amino acids. Gene Ontology annotation, cellular component: cytoplasm. The transcript has a single exon. The record is from RefSeq and is a predicted model, not a curated record.